Molecule: messenger RNA, 2483 nt
Organism: Papaver somniferum (opium poppy)
Lineage: Eukaryota; Viridiplantae; Streptophyta; Magnoliopsida; Ranunculales; Papaveraceae
Product: protein ACTIVITY OF BC1 COMPLEX KINASE 3, chloroplastic-like
Exons: 7
Coding region: 145-2271 (708 amino acids)
Biological process (GO): protein phosphorylation
Molecular function (GO): ATP binding; protein kinase activity
Source: RefSeq, a predicted model, not a curated record
AACGUUGGUUGGUUGUGAACCAGUAGAUUUCUUAAAAUAUCGGGCUUAUUUUAAUUUCAUUUUCGUUUUCCUUUUCUCUUUUAAUUCUUCUUCUUCUUGAUUGAUUCUCCGAAAAAUUUGUAAAUUUCUUGAAUUAGAUUCAAGAUGAUUACAUCUUUUUCUUCUUCAUCAUCGUCAACACCAACAAUAACAAUAUCAAGACCAAAAUCAUCAUUAAAUUCAAAGAGAAGAUUAAAAACCAGACCAUUGAUAAGAGCUGCAGUUGUAGAAUCAAGACCAGCAUCAAUUACAAGAGGAAAUAAUAGUAAUAGUUAUGCUGUACAAGUAAUUGAACCAAAUUCUGUCUCAACAAAUAAAAUUUCUAGGGCAGAUGAUAUGCAAGCUGAAGCUCAAGCUAUGGCUCGUGCUGCUGGUGCUACUGUUUAUAGCCCUGAGCUUCUUUCUCUUAAAUACAGCGAUAGUCCUCUUAAGGUGGUACGGAGAACAGUUGAGAUUUUGGUAGGGCUUGGUGGUUUUGCCAUUAAUGUAUUGUUGGAUCAAAGGAAUGGUCAGCUUGAUCGUAAUAAGAGGAUGAGAGCUGUUGAACUGAGGAAGACUCUUACAAGAUUGGGACCUACUUUUGUCAAAAUUGGGCAAGGAUUAUCUACAAGACCAGACCUUUGUCCUCCUGAGUAUCUUGACGAACUCUCUGAAUUACAGGACGCUCUUCCGACGUUUCCGGAUACAGAAGCAUUUGCGUGCAUCGAGAGAGAAUUGGGGUUACCUAUGGAAUCUGUUUACUCAUCAAUAUCUCCGUCCCCAAUUGCAGCAGCAAGUUUAGGUCAAGUUUAUAAAGCUCGAUUAAAAAAGACUGGACAGAUGGUUGCUGUGAAGGUUCAGCGUCCUGGUAUUGAAGAAGCUAUUGGACUGGACUUCUUCUUGAUAAGGGGUGUGGGAAUCUUCAUUAACAAAUACGUCGACGUGAUCACCAGUGAUGUAGUUGCUCUUAUAGACGAAUUUGCUUGUAGAGUUUUUCAAGAACUCAAUUAUGUUCAGGAAGGAAAAAAUGCUAGGCGAUUUAAAAAGCUAUAUGCAGAUAAAGUAGAAGUUCUUGUACCUGAUAUUUUCUGGGAAUACACUGCUGGGAAAGUAUUAACAAUGGACUGGGUAAAUGGUGUCAAACUUAAUGAACAAGAAGCUAUAGAAGGACAAGGAUUGAAAGUCUUGGAUCUGGUAAACACGGGAAUUCAGUGUAGUCUUAGACAGCUGCUUGAAUAUGGUUAUUUUCAUGCAGACCCUCAUCCGGGUAAUCUCCUAGCAACCCCAGAUGGGAAGCUUGCUUUCCUUGAUUUUGGGAUGAUGAGUGAGACGCCAGAAGAUGCACGAUUUGCUAUUAUAGGUCACGUAGUUCACAUGGUCAAUCGGGAUUAUGAAGCUAUGGCUAACGAUUACUAUGCUCUGGACUUCUUGUCACCGGAUGUAGAUGUUUCUCCAAUUGUGCCAGCACUGAGGAACUUCUUUGAUGAUGCGCUUAAUUCAACUGUGAGUGAACUCAACUUCAAAACGAUUGUGGACGGUUUGGGUGCUGUUUUGUACCAAUAUCCGUUUAACGUCCCACCAUAUUAUGCGUUGAUACUGAGGUCACUGACAGUAUUGGAGGGAUUGGCAAUUUAUGCGGAUCCUAAUUUCAAAGUGCUGGCUGCUUCAUAUCCUUAUUUCGCAAAAAGGCUUCUCACGGAUCCAAAUCCAUACCUCAGAGACGCUCUUAUCGAGUUGCUGUUUAAGGAUGGAAAAUUCAGAUGGAAUAGACUUGAAAACCUACUUGUUCAGGGAAGUAAGGAUAGAGAUUUUGAUGCCAAAGAUGCUUUACAACCUGUGUUGAAGUUAUUAUUGGGCCCAGAUGGUGAAGAACUAAGAAAUUUAGUUAUCAAGGAGGCGAUACGCGUUAAUGAAGCUAUUGUGCUGGGCACUGUUAUUGAUACAUACAACUCAAUUCCUCAAUUUAUGAGAACUUUUAUUCCUAAUGGCAACGGAGCUGGGCUUGCAAUGAGUAGCAGUGAACAACAAAGCAUGUUGCUACUGCGUGAUCAAGUUCUGAGAAUAUGGGCACUUCUGCAAUCCUCUGAGGGUUUUAAUCCGUCCAUGUUGCAGCCUAUUGUACAGAUUCUUCAAGAACGUGAAGCUCGAGAUUUUGGGGGCCGUGUAGUUGGAGGGAUUACCCAACGUCUCGCAGCGCGCUUGCUACAACAAGUUCUACGCUCUCCAACUACGGCUCCUACUCCAACUUCAUAGAAAGCUGUGAGCACCAGUUGAAAAGGUAAUACAUUCACAUAACUUGUAACAUGAAAUUAAGGUAUAAUGAGCAAAUACGCUCAACAUUCUUUGUUCAACCUUUUGUAGUAAAUUAAAAACCACACCAAUUGGAUAUAGUAAAUUGAGGGUAUAAAUCACAUACAGAAAUUGUCUAUAAUUACACUCUGAAGGAAAAGGUUCGAUGUCUGUCA